AUGAUCGAGAUCGAAGCGCUCGUCGGCGUGCUUGGCUCAAGUUCGACCCACACAAACGUUCAGGAUCUGCUCGGUCAACUUCACGACUCCCCGGCAACUGUCGAGCCAGACGUCAAAGCGUAUCCCGAUGUCGUCUAUCACAAUUACCACACACUCGGUCUGAGCCUGCAGUAUGAAGCUACUUCACCGAACACGAAUGCUUCCACUUGUUCACCGCAGGAGUUGCGGCUAGCAGCCAUCGACGUCUACUCAGGCCACGACGACAAACGGUGGAGCUGCUUUACGGCCCUUCCUUUGCAGGUCGAUGCUGUCUCGCCCGGGGCUGAGGCAAAUCCGCGCAAAGCCGUGAUCGCGCACGAGUCCACAGGCAAGCAGCUCGUAGCCGACCUCGGCGAGCCACAGCGCAAAGGAGGAGGAGCGAAUGACCGCGCAGGUCCCGCUGUUUGGAUGGAAUGGCACCUUCAACUCAAGCCUUGCCAUUCGUUCAGCAAGGGUCACUUUAAACUGCAGGUCGAGUUGGCAGGUGCUGCAGCUCGCGGCGCAGACCGAUGGAACGCCGAAAAGGCCGGCGCUUGCACAUGGCAGGUCAUCACCAUCAGCUAG
Messenger RNA from Pseudozyma hubeiensis SY62, 603 nucleotides. RefSeq lists its product as hypothetical. The record is from RefSeq and is a predicted model, not a curated record. Lineage: Eukaryota; Fungi; Basidiomycota; Ustilaginomycetes; Ustilaginales; Ustilaginaceae. The transcript has 2 exons. The coding region runs from base 1 to 603 and encodes 200 amino acids.